AUGGUAGACCUAACCGUAAGAAAUAAAUCGGCUGAGAUUUUGAGCAACGCAAACAAUCCAGAAUUAGAAAUGGAUUUCAGGGCAACUUGCUUAAUGAUUCAGCUCGAUACUAGUCUUUACGACCCACCACUAAUGCAAACUUGCCAAGAUUAUCUUAAUGCUUGUCAACAUGGAGCAUCUCUUUAUAGUAUUAGAGGAGAUAGCAAGAGAACUUAUUUAUAUAUUUAUAACACUGAAACUGAAACCCAAAAAGUCUUAAACUUGCAGACUCCACAACCACUAGACUGAUUCACUUGCAUAACUCAACUUCCCAAUGGCAAGCUAUUCUGUUUUGGUAAUUGUUCACAUUCUGGAUAUACAGUGCUAAUUGAUAAAAAUGGUGAAGUCGAAGUGCUACCAUCUGGAACUCCUUGUUCAUGCAUCUAUUUAAAAAGCAGCGUCUAUUUAUUUGGAGGAUAUAGUAAUAAAGGCUUAUUUACUCUAUCUAGUAGAUUUGAUUUGGGUCGAAAUCGAUGAAUUCAAUUAACUCCAAUACCACAGCCUGAUUAUGAAUGCCAUAGUCUAAUGUUUAAUAGAAAUAUUUUGAUUUCUGGAAGGUAUAGUAGAAAUCUUUUGUUAUACUCAGUCGAUAUUGACUCUUUCUCGGCAAUUCCUUAUGAGUUUGGUGAAAGAAAAAGAAAGAUCCUUAUAAAUUUAGAGAGAUCUUAUUUGAUUGAAUGUGAUGAAGGAGGUAUUUAUGAAAGUGAAAUUGGAAGUUACAUAAAUUGGAGACAAAUAGGAAAAGCAGCAAUCUAUUGCAUUGCUCGUCAGGUGUACUGUUCAUAUAAUAAAGAAUUUAUACACAUUGGAAUUGAAGGAUCUGACUACUUCAAGUUUGAUUUAAAUGAAAGGAAAUUGAUAGCAUUAAAAAAGUAUAAAAUGCUAUUUAAAAGUAAGUAA
Molecule: messenger RNA, 939 nt
Organism: Blepharisma stoltei
Lineage: Eukaryota; Ciliophora; Heterotrichea; Heterotrichida; Blepharismidae
Source: the annotation of a GenBank genome assembly